Falco peregrinus (peregrine falcon) is the source of this 8489-nucleotide messenger RNA. RefSeq names its product interleukin-18 receptor 1. The transcript has 23 exons. Gene Ontology annotation, molecular function: interleukin-18 binding; interleukin-18 receptor activity; interleukin-1 receptor activity. The coding region runs from base 5142 to 8216 and encodes 1024 amino acids. The record is from RefSeq and is a predicted model, not a curated record. Lineage: Eukaryota; Metazoa; Chordata; Aves; Falconiformes; Falconidae. Gene Ontology annotation, biological process: positive regulation of type II interferon production; interleukin-18-mediated signaling pathway.
UCCAAGAUUAUUACAAGAUCAAUUUUUAACAGACUUUGAGCCCUGGGCACUUAAGGAAGAAAGGAUGAUGACUGAGCAUCUUGGAAACAAAAAGUCUAGGAUGAAUUUUGAAGAUGGAAAGGGAUGAGAGGAGAAGGUACAAUGAGGAAGUGCAUGGGGUCAGCAAUGAACCAAAUUACUGUGAAACAUACUGAUAUCUCAUUGACUUCUUUUAGCCAGGCAUGUAGUUAGGAUAGUGAAAACCAAACUCACUAAAUCGUUCUUGUGGGGAUGUUCCUUUUGUAUCAAUCCUCAUGGUCAACCAAGAAAAAAAAAGAGGAAAACAAUAUCAAGCAAAACCUGGCAACUCUUAUUGUGGUUUACCGAUGGUAAUCGGUAUGGUCUUGACAGAAAGAAAAGGAGCAGAUUCCGAGAGUGGCAAAGAACUUUUAGAGAACCAGUGGGUGAGUGUGUGGCUGUAAUAUGACAAAAAGCUGCUGCAGUUGUCUCUUCUUUUUGUAUGCCUUGGUGGUUAGUAAUCUGAGAUACGCAUUCAAAUUAGUGCCUUUGUACAGAUGUUAUCACAUUUGUAGUUGUUAAAAAGAAAGCAUGAAAAGAGCUGCAGACUUCCACAACAUUGUUACAACAUCCGCACUGCUGAGGCCACAGCUGAAGUCCUGUGCCCGGUUCUGGGAUCCUCAGGAGAAGAGAGACAUGGAUGUACUGGAGAGAGAUCAACAAAGGGCCAUGAAGUUGGUGAAGGGACAGGAGCAUCACUCCUAUGAAGAAAAGCUGAGAGCGCUGGGAUUUUUCAGCCUGGAGAAGAAAAGAAUGCCAUGUGAAGGGGGGGUGCAAAGAAGAGGGAGUGAGGCUCUUCUCAGCGAUGCCAGGGACAGGACCAGAGGCAACGGGCACAAACUGAAACACAGGAGGUUCCCUCUGAACAUAGGAAACAUUUUUUUACUGUGAGGGUGACCCAGCACUGGCACAGGUUGCUCAGGGAAAUUGUGGAGUCUGCAUCCUUGGAGAUACUCAAAAGCCGCCUGGACAGGGUUCUGGGCAACGGGCUCUAGGCGGCCCUACUUGAGCAGAGGGGUUGGACUAGAUAACCUCCAGAUGUGCCUUCCAACCUCACCAUUCUGUGAUCUUGCGAUAUGCAACUUAUAAAGAAACUAAAUUACCAAAAACAUAUUUGUAAAGAAAAUCGGCAUUUUUAUGCUAGACAUCUGCCUUAGUGGAGUAACAGGACAGUCUGUGCCGUGCAACUGAUCUCUCACCGUAGAAAGCCCACAGAAGAAUCAGUUUGAAUACCUAAAGCUUAAAGACACAGAACAAAGUCUUUAUAGAGCUUCUGGAAAGAUUAUGAAGCAAUCCUUGAAGCUGUUUCAAUGUACAUGAAAGAGAAGAAGGUGACUGGAUUUACAAAAAGGUAUCAUGCAUAUCCAGCUGUGCUGUGGACAAUAGGAGAACACUGGAUGCUGAAUACCUUGAAUUGAGCAAGGCCUUGGCACAGUCUCUGACGGUGAGAUACAGAUAAAUGGGCAAGGGUAAGUGGGAAAACAGUGAGACUGAGGUCCAUGCAGGAUCAACACACUGUGAUCCCCUUACGAGCCUCCUCUAACAGCCAAUUACUAGUGGCAUCCCUCAGGGACUGGUAUCAAUACCACUGCUGUUUAGUAUCCUUUUUAAUGACCUUGGCAAUGGGACAGAUUGCACGGUCAACAGGGUUUUCAGACAGAAAACAAGGCUGGGGAGGGACAGUUGACACACUGGAGCACAGGGCUGCUGUUUUUAACAGCAACAGGCUGAAGAAAUGGACUGAUGGAAAAUUCACAAGGUUCAACCAAGGCACAUGUGAAGUGCUGCAUCUGAGAUGGAAUAAGCCCAUUCAACAGAACAGCCUGGAGGCCAACCUAACACAAGUAACUUUGCAGAAAGAUACUGGAUGUCUUGGUUGACAGUAAAGUGAACAGCAGUGUGUCCUUGUGACAAAGGUGAUGAACUGCACCUUACUAGUGAGAGUAUAAUUGAGGAAAGUAAUUAUUCUCUUGUAUUCAGCAUUUGUGAGAUAAGCUCUGGAGUAAUAUGUCAAGUUUUGGGCUCCUCAGUAACAAGUAAGACACUGAAAUACUGGAGUGAGUCCAGGGAAAGACCACCAAGAGCACAGGACAUAGAGGGAGAGGACAAGAGGUCCUGCUUCUGUCUACAAGAAUCUAAUGGAAAGAUAGAGAGACUGGAUGGAGCCAGACUUUUCUCAAAGGAGCAUGGAGAUGGGACAAAAAAGCAACUGACACAAAUUAAAACAUGGGAAAUUUACAUUACAUAUUAGGAAAAAAAUUAUUUCACCAUAUGCAUGGUCAAAUGCUGGAACAUGUGCUCAGAAAGGCUGUGGGAUCUUCAUCCUGGGAGGUGUUUGGGUCUCAGCUGUACAUGCCCUGGGCAGAGGCUGAACCUGAUGUUCUCCAGAUGUCCCUUCCAACCUGAAUUAUUCUGUGAUGCUACAAUAUGGAGGAAAGUUUGUAAACGUGCAGCUUGCAUAUUAUAAAACUUCUGAGAAACAUAUGAGGCUCUAACAGACACAUUAUUGGUCUGUAACCUGCUUUUUGACAUCAGGGACAGAUAAUGCUGAAAAGACUAUGGAAUAUAACUUAACCUCUGCUAAGAACUAAUAUAACUGGUUUAUAGAGAUAACAGAAGUAGAUUAAAAAGGACCAGCUAGAAGAAAACAGGCUUAGGCUGUGGUUACAAGAGUUGGAUGUGUUGCUAUUUAUGACGGAAAUAGUUUCACAGUUUAGGUUUUCAGUUAGUACCUCUGUUUAGUGUAUGUUAGAUGGAAAGACAGAUGUGAAAAACUGUGAGAAGUAACUGGUCUUCCUUAGCGGAUUGGUCAGGUGGUCAGAGCUUCAUACAAAAAUCCAUUUUCCAGUAUCAGUGCAAACUUUCAUUUUCAUCAUGGCAUUUUCAUAAUGAAAAUUUGAGCUGUAGUUAUUUUGGGUUGAGUUACGUCUCUAUCACAAGGCUAUACCUUCUCCAUUAAAAUUGUAUUAGUCUGAGGACUAAAAAGUGUGAACAUUUUUCUCCUUUCAUAUACAUUGACAUGUGGCAGAGCUAGCUAUGACAUUAGUUGGAAGGACCAACUGAACACAGCAUUUUCUACAAUACAGAUGAAAGUUCAGAAAUUUGACACUAUUUCAAAAGGAAAUGAAAGCAAAUGAAUGUGAGAACAGCUCACGGAAAAUUUUGUUCUAAAAGAGUGAAAAAUAAUGAGGAAAAAAAAAGAUGUUUCCAAACUGUCACUAUCAAGACUUAGCCUGUCAAAGUAAAAAGCCAAUGACAUUUUGCUUUACCAUUUUAUUUCUUGGCUGCUAACUUGCUUUCGGAUUCUCAUGUAAAAUCAUUAUCUUAAUGUAAUAAAAAAAAAAAAUAUUAUCUUUAUGAUAUAAUCUUUCUUUUAAGUUUUAAAAUCAGGCACUGAGUCAUAAAACCAAAAGCCACCGCAAAGUAUCCUGUACACUUUUUUAAAGUAAGUCAGAUUUUAAAGUGAGUCAGAUUCUUAGCUGACUUUCCUGGAGCUGUGCUGACUGACAUUAGCCAAAGUGCUUUUACAGACAUAUAGUUUCAAUCUGUGAUGAGGAAAACAAAUUAGGCGAGACAGUAAAACUCUCCAGGGUUUCUUUGCUUCACCUCAGUGAUAAAAAAAUACAUGUAAAAAAGCCAGCUCUGUGGAAUCCCUCCUGUUUUAGUGUAAUCUGCCCUUUUUUACCUCUGAAGUGGCACCACUUGUUGCUGUUGGGAACUUCUGCAUUCAUAACUGUCCUGAGUUGAAAAAGUACCUUUCAUCAAACAAGUUUCUGAAGAUGAAAAAAGUGAUGUGAAAAUAAAAGAAAUCUUGAGGGAAUGAAUUCUUUCCUGCUGUUUCCAAAAUAACUUUAGAAGUAUAGUGAAUCAUUGCACAGUACAUAUCGAAUAAACCAUUCAUAUGAAUGAACAGUGGCAAGGUUUUGUUUGCUCAGGACCAGUACUGAAAUAGGAAAUACAGCUGUCAGAAAUCCCUGAUGGAAUUACAGUUCUGAUAUAUCAACAUUUGGCUGAAAACAGGCUCAGCUACUGGUGUGAGAGCUUGUUUAGACGUGAAUACAUGCGCUCCCUUUGCAGUAAUGGAGCUAGAAAAUGUUUCAUGUCUUGAAAGCCUGCAUUGCUCUUCUCCCAAAGGGGACGGUAUCACAGAAAAAAACAGCACUGAAAUGGGGACAUUUCUGAUCAAAGUACGGUAGGAUCACGUGUUUUGCCUUGUCUCUUUUCCUGCAGACCAUAUUUUGAAAUGCUUUUGGGGGGUUGUAUUUCUUCUUUUUUUUUUCCCCUUUCUUUUGAGGUCUCUGCAGAGUAUCAGCUUUUGAGGAUACAGUUUGUCUUUUUUUGCACAUCCUCGUUCUCAAAACGGACAGUAAGGGGGGAAGCAAGCCAUAGCGGAGGCACACGUUGCUAUAUUUAGCUUAAUAUAUGCCUUCCUAAGCGUCCAUUCUACUUCCAUCUCACUUCUUGGAAAGAAAGUCCUGCAAUGGGCCUUCAGCAGAAGAGCGGAGGAAGAGGCGUUUCGACUCAAGAGAACCGAAGACAUCUCCUCCCUGUGCCUUUCCUCCCUCCGGAGGGCUGCGGGAGGGAAGACCCCCGUCUCCUAAGUACAAGUUGAUGAUCGCUCCCUUUGCUGUUGGGGGGCACCUCUGGCUGCCACCCACGAUCGGGUGACCGCCCAGCACCCUUGGAGGUUUUUCAGACUGAGAUGUCUAUUGUAUUGAGAGAGGUUACUGUCUGUUUCAGUGAUAAAUGAGGUUCAGAAGAGUUAUAAUACAAGUUGUAACCCCCCAGAGUUUGGAAGACUGCCUCUGUAUCUGCUUUCCACCUGGCAAGACCUGCAUAUGAUUUAUGGGAUGAUGGCAUACUUGUAAAGAACGGGGGAGAACGAUAAGACAAGGAGAGCAGCUACACAGUUUGAUGUCAUUCUGGAAUAUCGCUGGAAAUGCAGUAGCCUCCUGCCUCUGACUGCUGUAGAUCAUAGGAAGUUUCUGACUGUAGAUCUCAAGGCAGUGUUUUACACAGCUUUCAGAACAAGCAAGGACAAUUCAGUUUCAUUUUUCUGGAGAAGUGAGAAGUAACUCAGAAAAAUGACUCUUAUGAUUUUUUUUUUAAUGUUUAUCAUUGAAUCUGCCACUGAGAAGCUGUGUCCCCUUCGUGCCUCCAUUGAUGUGCUAGAAGGGGAAUAUUUUUUCCUUUGUUAUCUUGAGUCAAUGCAAGAACAUUUUCAGGAAGAAGCAUACACAAUAAACUGGUACAAAGAAAAUGCUGGAAAGCAGCAACUGAUAAAGGAAACACACAGAAUUGUUUCCCAAAUGAAUUUUCUGGAGUUUUGGCCAGCUGAACUCAGUGACUCUGGGAAUUACUCUGUCACUCACAGCAAUGGAAAACAAAAUUUCACAAUUCAAAAGUGGACCUUGAAUGUACUUCAAAGAAAUAAAAGCAGCUGUUUCAACAAAAAUCAUUUAACUACAGAAAUUAAAAAUGCUGGAACUGGUCAUUCACUGAAAUGCAGUGAUUUGUCUGUCAAUGAAAAUGACAGCGUAACAUGGUACAAGGACUGUGUGAACUAUGAAAACGAAACAGAGCGGGAACUGGAUUUUAAAACCUUAACAGUACAGCACUCUGGGAUAUAUACCUGUAAAAUUUUAAUCAGUCAUAAAGGAAAGAUAUACCACAGCACAAAUACAAUUAAGCUGCUUGUAGAAGAAGAUGCACCAGAGGCUGUAACUUCAGAGAUAGUUGGACACAAUGAAGAAAUUGAAACAGAAAUAGGUAAAGAAGAGAUACUCAAUUGCACAGGUUUCUUGAGUUAUUAUAUGCAAGAAGAUGCCAGCCUCUAUUGGUUAAUUAAUGACAAGUUUCCAGAAAAAUGCACAGGUAUCCCCGAGAACGAACCUUCAAUAUGUGAAGAAGAGUUCAAAAGAUUACAGCUGGGAAACAAGUUCUACGUCACAAGGCUACUGCGGAUUAAAGAAGUAACGGAAGGGGACAUCCAUCAUAAUUUCACCUGCAUGUUGCAAGCUGAUGGAAGAACACAAAUAAAAAAUGUGAAACUGAAGAAAAGGUACGCCCGAGAUCUGCCUGUGCACAUAUUUACAACCGGAAUGGUCCUUGCUGUGCUAUUUCCAUGUGUUGCUGUAGCUGUGGUGUUCAUCUGUGUGAUGUUUAGAGUCGACUUAGUCCUGUUUUAUAGGCACAUAUGUAGAAAAGAUGACACUGCUGGAGAUGGAAAAGAAUAUGAUGCAUUUGUGUCUUACCUGAAAGACUGUGUUUCUCCUACUGAAGAAGAGCGAGAAUUUGCUUUGAAGAUAUUACCCAUGAUAUUAGAAGAAAACUUUGGGUACAAGUUAUGUAUAUUUGAGAGGGAUAUAUCCCCUGGAGGAGAAAGCAAGAUGAUUCUUAAAGAAAAUGUUUCAGAACACCAACCAAAAUUGAUAAAGAAAAUCAUACUCACUUUGUGCUGGAUCCUAGCAUUAUUUGUCAGUGGGGCAGAAGUUAGCGAGAUUAACUUGCUGGGAUGUUCCCACGCUGAACCUCAAAUACAGUAUCGUGCAAUUAGUGGUGAGGAGUUUGUUUUACAGUGCACUUUACCAGGUAGAGAUGCUACUCACAUUUAUAACAACUCUCUUCUAAAAGAACAUAAAGUGAAAUGGUUCUGGCAUCAGAAGGAUAAAGAGCCACUGAAGGCUAUCAAGGAAAGCUCUAAACCUGCUCUCCAAGGUGAUGCACUUUGGUUUAAACCAGUAAGGGACAGUGAUUCAGGGGUGUACAUCUGUCUGAUACGGGAAAAAAUCUCAUGUCUCAAAAUUGUUUUGGAAGUACAAACAAAGGCGGCAGCCAAAUGUUCAGGCUAUGACACAAAUGUGCUGUAUCUUCUUGCUGGCAACGGGAAUUCAAUUACUUGUCCUGGGACAAAAUGCUACAGCCAUAUAAAAAAGCCAGAUGUAAAAUGGUACAAGGAUGGUCAUCAGAUAACACGUAAGAAAAGCAGACAAAGCCUAAAGCUUAAGCAUAAUGAAAUCUACUUGAAUCCAACCUAUGAGAUCGAUGCUGGAACAUAUGUGUGUGAUUACACCCUAUAUGACAACAAUAUCAAGUGGACACUGAGAACGACAGUGACAGUAGAAGUCAUUGCAAAAACCACUACCCAUCCACCAAACUUCUUGUAUCCCAAUGGUGUGGUGAUCCUUGAAGCAGAGCUUGGAAAGCCACUUGAACUGAAAUGCCAUGUACAGUUUGGAUUUGAAAGAUUUUCUCCAAUGAAAGUAACAUGGAGAAGAAACAACAAAGAAAAUAUAAAUGAGAAAUUGAUUCAGGAAACAAGUGUUUAUCCAGAAGGUUUAAAGGGGCACACAAUUCUUCAUGUUGCAAAACUGAAAGAAGUUACUGAAAGGGACCUCAGAAGCAACUUCACGUGCUUUGCUGAGAAUUCGGUGGGGAAUGCCACUGGUGUAAUCCAGCUGAAGAGAAAGCAGAGAGUGUUUCUCUUAUAUGUACUAUGCAGCGCCAUUUCUACUCUAUUUGCAUUCCUCUUGUGCACUGCCCUUAUUUACCAGCACUGGAUUGAAAUAGUGCUGAUGUACCGAAGUUAUCUGGUCCACAACGAAACUACAGGAGAUGGCAAAGAAUUUGAUGCAUUUGUGUCCUAUGCAAAACUAGACUCUUCUGAAAGUGACUCUGCUCUAAUUAGUGAGGAAAAAUUUGCCUUGGAGCUUCUUCCAGAUAUGCUGGAAAAAAAAUACGGAUAUAAGUUAUGCAUUCUUGAAAGAGAUAUCCUUCCAGGAGGAGCAUACACAGAUGAAGUUGUUACAGCUAUUAAACAAAGCAGACGAGCAAUAAUUAUUUUAAGCCCAGCCUACGUCAGCGGACCAAGCAUUUUUGAACUGCAGGCAGCAGUGAACUGUGCAUUGGAAGACAAAAAGAUCAAACUGGUAUUAAUAAAGUUCCAGGCUUUCCAAGAGCCAGAGACUUUGCCUCCAGCAGUGAAGAAAGCUCUUCGGAUUUUACCAGUCAUUACCUGGAAUUCUUCUAUUUCUGCUGCUCCAACCAAGAAGUUCUGGAAAUAUGUGUAUUACCACAUGCCAGUGAAAACUACUAAGGUGCUGGGAAACUGCAGCCUAAAAGGCUUUUUCCAAAGGUUAUUCAGCCUGGUAUAUCAAUAGCAGAAAUUUCAGAGGGAUGGCAGCAGGUUCAGGAAUAGUGAUGUAAAGGACCUUUUCCACAUCAGCUGACCACUGUGGACUGUCACUGCACUCAGCAAUAGCUCACUCCAAAACAGUGAGGAUGACUGCAGUGUGACAGUGCUGCAGCCCCACAGUAAAACUAAGUGCAUGGCGCACAACUGUAAAUGUGAGCUAUCUUUCAUAAAUUAUUAUUUUAUUAUUAUAUUUAUUAUAUUUAUUAUGUUCUUUUGCUGUUAUGUUGAGGCAUACAUG